AUGACAACAAAUAAUGCUAGAAAAUGGGAAGAUGCCCAAGAAAAGGCAUUUACAAAUUGGGUCAAUUCAUUGUUGGCCAAGGUAGAUAAAAAGGUAGAGAAUAUGGCUACAGACUUUUCAGAUGGUGUUCGAUUCAUACAGUUUCUAGAGAUAUUGUCGGGCAAGAAGUGCAAGAGAAAGUACGCACAAGAACCCAAAGACAAGAUCAACAAGAUUCAAAACUUGUUGAUCGGUAUCACCUUUAUCGAACAGGAUCUUGGUAUGAAGGUACGUGGUGUGUCGCCGGAAGACUUUUACGAUGGCAAUAAAAAGAUGAUCUUUGGGUUCUUGUGGACGUUGUACCGUCGCUUCCGUAUGUCUAAUAUUCGUGCAGACGGGAGUGGUGCUGCUGCCGGCGGAGAGGCGGGUGCAACAGACAACCGCGACCCCAGUGAACGCGAAGCCGAGGAGAAUCUGCUAAAGUGGUGUUCGACCAUGUCUGGGUUAUCCAUCAACCAGUUCAAAACUGGGUUUAGAGACGGUCACGCAUUCCUCGCGAUGGCACAGAAACUGGUCGAUGAGACCAGCCAGUUUUCCGAGUUGGCCGGGUUGGGUAGCGACCCCAAUCUCAGCGCCAUCGCCCGUUUACAAGCCGUCUUUGACUUUGCCGAGAAGAACCUAUGUAUUCCUAAAUUGUUGGAUGCCGAGGACGUGGCUGCUGGCACUGCCGACGACCGCACAAUGAUGCUCUACACGAGUUUGUUUUACUCGGCCUACGAAGGUCGCGCCAAAGCACAAGAGAGUGACGUCGAACUCAUGAAGAGCCGUGUCACCGAGCUUGCAGAGGUCGAACGCAGUGAUAUCUCUAGACUCAUGCGUCUCGAGGAAAUGCUCAAUAUGUACUCUGUCGAGUUUGAAAAUGCACGUUUUGAACGCCAGUUUAUCGAGCGUCGCGUACAAGAGGUAGAGUCGCGCAGUCUUGUCGUCGACCUCUCACGUCUCCGAGACAAUCUCGAAGACCACCAACAACUACUCUGUCGUCUCCAACAACAAGUCCAAGAAAAGGCAUCCGGCAAAAAGGUCAUGAUGUGGCGUCCACCUCAAAUCUCUGCCGACCUCUCCAAAACCAACGAAGAACAACUCUUACUUUUGGCUCAACAAUUGGAUGAUGAAGAACGUAGAAUCAAUGAUAUAGUUCAUGUUUCAAAUGUUAAAGCUAUUACAAUUAGUAAAAAGACAGGACAACAAACCCAAAAACAAUUAGCUGAUAAUGAUAGAAUCUUAUCUCUUUACUACUCUACUCUACUCUUAUUCCUUUCUAGAAUGAAAAAGACAUUUGUAUUUCCAGACAAGGAAAUAAUAGUUGAUGAUGUAGGACUGUCGAUUAAUGGAAUACCAAUGGCAAUGCAAAAAGAUGGGUCGAAUCUAUCGUGUGGAACAGAUGAUGGAAAGUGGACGUUGACUAGAGGAAAUUGGCGUUCAAUGGGAUUGGAUUAUCAAUUAUAUUGGAAUGAUGCAAAUGUAGAGACACAAGAAGCAUUCGAUCCAAAAUCAACAUCAAUGAUUAAACUUUACAUUUUAUUUGGUUUGUUGGGAUUCUUGUUUGGACUAUUUGCAUUGGUUGCUAUAGUCAUAAUUGGUAUAGUUGCCUAUUGUCUAUUUAGAAAUAGAAUUGACUUUUUGAAUUAUCCAAUGAUUACAAUGAUUCAAUCUUUACCAAAUGUUUAUCCUGCCUAUGGUAUUGAUGCUGCCAUUCAACAACAACAACAACAACAACAACAACAAAUAUUAUUACAACAACAACAACAACAAUAUUGUAAUAAUAAUAAUAAUAUAUUUGAAAAUAAUUAUCAAAUUCAAGAACAACAACAAUUAUUAAAUUAUCAACCACAAUUAUACUAUCCACCACCUUUAUCAUGGGUACAACCAGCUCCUUACAAGGUACCAGAUCCAAAUGAUCUACUUGUCCAAGAGGAUAAUAAUGAAAUUACCCCUGGUAGUACUAUUGAUAUUCCACCUUCUAUUACACAUAUCAAUUAA
This is a messenger RNA of Cavenderia fasciculata, 2019 nucleotides long. Its product is annotated as putative actin binding protein. The transcript has 5 exons. Gene Ontology annotation, cellular component: plasma membrane; cell projection; cortical actin cytoskeleton. Gene Ontology annotation, biological process: actin cytoskeleton organization. Gene Ontology annotation, molecular function: actin filament binding. The coding region runs from base 1 to 2019 and encodes 672 amino acids. Lineage: Eukaryota; Evosea; Eumycetozoa; Acytosteliales; Cavenderiaceae. The record is from RefSeq and is a predicted model, not a curated record.